ACCGGUAAUUGCCUUUCCCACCUUUCUCUUGCAAUCACACUUCCACUGUUCCACACACUACCAACUUACCAAGAUGUAAUCCGUGGUGGCUCUCUCUCUCUCUCUCUCUCUCUCUCUCUGUGAGAAGUGAGAAUCAAAAAAAUGUCGUCCAAUUCUCAGAAGAAGAAAAGCCUGCACUCUCUCUUGGCCACCAACCUCAGUAGCAAACUCACCAUCUCAAUCCCAUCGUCCGCCCAAGACCCCGAGCUCGACUUCGACUUCUCUGAAGUUUUCGGCCCCUCAACCACACACCAUCACCAACACCCAAACCCCAUCCCCUCAUCAUCACCGCCGUCCACGUCAUCCUCCGCCCUCCCCCCAGGGGACCCACCCGUCAUCCACCACCGGUCCCACUCCUUCGUGGGCCCCUCCCCCCGCUUCACCCUCUCCCGCUCCCUCCCCAUCCACACACCCGAAUCCGAAUCCGAGUCCGAGUCCGACACCGAAGCUAGAAAUGGACCGAGUGAUGCCGAUACGAGCGAGGAUGUGGGGAAGUUUGGGCCUGGGGAUUUCGAGAUUCUGAGAGUUGUGGGGCAGGGGGCGUUUGGUAAAGUGUUCCAGGUGGUGAGGAAGAGAGCGAAAGCGAGAGCGAGUGCUCCUAAUGGUGAGUGUAAAGAAGAAGGAAAUGGUGAUGGGAUAUAUGCGAUGAAGGUGAUGAGGAAGGACACAAUCAUAAAGAAGAACCAUGUGGAUUACAUGAAGGCCGAGAGGGACAUUCUCACUAAAGUCGUCCACCCCUUUAUAGUUCAGCUCCGCUUCUCCUUCCAGACAAAGUCUAAGCUUUACUUGAUUCUGGAUUUUAUAAAUGGAGGGCAUCUCUUCUUUCAUCUGUACCGGCAGGGAAUCUUCAGUGAGGAUCAGGCAAGGGUUUAUACUGCUGAGAUAGUAUCUGCUGUUUCACAUCUUCACAAGUGCGGAAUUGUGCAUCGGGAUCUUAAACCUGAAAAUAUUCUCAUGGACGCCGAUGGGCAUGUUAUGCUAACUGAUUUUGGACUGGCAAAGGAAAUUGACGAAUCAAGUAGAUCAAAUUCUAUGUGUGGGACCACAGAGUACAUGGCUCCAGAAAUUUUGCUGUCUAAAGGCCACAAUAAAGAUGCAGAUUGGUGGAGUACUGGGAUACUCUUGUAUGAGAUGCUAACUGGGCAGCCACCAUUUACACAUGCAAAUAGAAAGAAACUUCAGGAGAGAAUCAUUAAAGAGAAGGUGAAACUUCCAUCCUUUCUUACCAGCGAAGCCCACUCUUUGCUCAAAGGAUUGCUGCAGAAGGAACCAUCAAGAAGAUUAGGCAAUGGGCCUAGUGGAGGGGAUGAUAUCAAAAGUCAUAAAUGGUUUCGAUCAAUCAACUGGAAGAAAUUGGAGACCAGAGAAUUACAGCCUAAGUUCAAGCCAGAUGUGAGUGGAAAAGACUGUACAGCCAAUUUUGACCGGUGCUGGACAGCAAUGCCUCCAAAUGACUCGCCAGCUGCCACACCAACUGCAGGCGAACAUUUCCAAGGUUAUACUUAUGUAGCACCUAACCCUUGGCUUUCAUCGGGAUAAACUUAAGGCUUCUGGCUGAGAACAAAAUUUUGAUGAUAUCUAUUAUUGUGAAGAUCUUUAUAAACGUGUGCGCAUUAUGGCGGUUAAUCUGAGCCUUCAAUUCUCAUUUGCUCCAUUCAGAAAUAAACAACGAUUUUGUGAUGGGGUGUAUUUUGAUACGUAGCUUAUCAAAGUACACACCAUCACAAAAUCGUUGUUUGUUCUUAAUUGGAGUAAAUGGAAAUUUAACGCUCAGAUCAGCAGCCAUAAUGCACACACGUUUAUAAAUAUCUUCACAAUAAUAUGAUGAAUGGUGGUAGCUAUGUAUUUGAUGUGCUAUACUCCUAAAGAUGUUUCGGCCAUUUGUACCAAACACAGUCAAUUUUAUUUUUCUCCCUUUUGUUUGCGACUCAAAUCUUCCAUGACUCCAACUAGGGUGGCUUUCUUUAUAUGGUCAUCAGCUUUGAGCAAAAUAUUGACGUAUGAUAACUUGCGUAA
This is a messenger RNA of Alnus glutinosa, 2055 nucleotides long. Its product is annotated as serine/threonine-protein kinase AtPK2/AtPK19-like. Lineage: Eukaryota; Viridiplantae; Streptophyta; Magnoliopsida; Fagales; Betulaceae. The coding region runs from base 142 to 1578 and encodes 478 amino acids. The record is from RefSeq and is a predicted model, not a curated record. The transcript is spliced from 6 exons. Gene Ontology annotation, molecular function: ATP binding; protein serine/threonine kinase activity. Gene Ontology annotation, biological process: protein phosphorylation.